Molecule: messenger RNA, 162 nt
Organism: Penicillium egyptiacum
Lineage: Eukaryota; Fungi; Ascomycota; Eurotiomycetes; Eurotiales; Aspergillaceae
Source: the annotation of a GenBank genome assembly
AAAGCACUAGGACCGAACCACACAUCAACCCUCCGCACGGUCGACAAUCUCGGGGUUCUAUAUGCUAGCCAAGGCAAGCUAGAUGAGGCCGAGCAGAUGCAUAUACGGGCGCUAGCUGGGAAGGAGAGAGCGCUAGGACCGAACCACACAUCAACCCUCGAC